Molecule: messenger RNA, 528 nt
Organism: Psammomys obesus (fat sand rat)
Lineage: Eukaryota; Metazoa; Chordata; Mammalia; Rodentia; Muridae
Product: 60S acidic ribosomal protein P2-like
Exons: 3
Coding region: 1-510 (169 amino acids)
Biological process (GO): cytoplasmic translational elongation
Cellular component (GO): ribosome; cytosolic large ribosomal subunit
Molecular function (GO): structural constituent of ribosome
Source: RefSeq, a predicted model, not a curated record
AUGGUGCAAUGGUACAAGGCGGCGGCGGCUCCCGCAGCCCAUUGUUCCCAUCCCGACUUGGCAUUCUUCCCUGGGAUCUUCCUGCGGCGGCUCCUUGCUCAACCUGGGAGCCUGAAUCAGAUGAUACCUGCAGCUGGGUGUGGCCUGUCUGCCACUGCCGACAUUCGUUACGUCGCCUCUUACUUGCUGGCCGCCCUCGGGGGCAACUCCUCUCCUAGUGCCAAAGACAUCAAGAAGAUCCUAGACAGCGUGGGCAUCGAGGCGGAAGAUGACCGGCUCAACAAGGCCAUCAGUGAGCUGAAUGGAGAAAACAUUGAGGAUGUGAUUGCUCAGGGUGUUGGCAAGCUUGCCAGUGUGCCUGCUGGUGGGGCUGUGUCUGUUUCUGCUGCCCCUGGCUCUGCAGCAUCUGCUGCUGGUUCUGCCCCUGCAGCAGCAGAGGAGAAGAAAGACGAGAAGAAGGAGGAGUCUGAGGAGUCAGAUGAUGACAUGGGAUUUGGCUUGUUUGAUUAAAUUCCUGCUCCCCUGGGA